This is a messenger RNA of Oppiella nova, 816 nucleotides long. NCBI's taxonomy places the organism in Eukaryota, Metazoa, Arthropoda, Arachnida, Sarcoptiformes, Oppiidae. The record is from the annotation of a GenBank genome assembly.
GUAAGAGAUAAUAUCCAUGCGUUUGGUGGUGAUAAGGAUCAGAUCACUAUAUUUGGUGAGAGCGCCGGCAGCUGGUCUACAUCUCUCCACAUACUGUCGCCGCUAUCUCGGGGUCUAUUCAAGAGGGCUAUUAUGGAAAGUGGGGCCCAAUUGUACUAUAAGGAGAGACCCAUUUUAAACGCAUCGGAGGCCUUAAGUCAGGCCAAGGAAAUGGCAAAACAUUUUAAUUGUAGUGAAGAUCAAUGGCUGCAGUGUUUGAUACAAUUGAGUGCAGAGGAUAUCAAUAACUACCCAAAGAUUAGUGCCUUUCCCGUCGAGGGCACAGAGUUUUUACCCGUCAAAGCACAGACAGCUUUUAGGGAUGGGCUUUAUAAUCAAGGUCUGUUACUUAAGGACUUCACGGAUUUGGUCCAACAAUCGGAUGCAUUGCAGCAGCAGUCCAACAGUUUGCUAAACCUGACAUACCAGAGCAAAAACGCUGUCCAUACCGGUUGUAUGGAGGAGACAAUGGGUAUAUGCCAUGGAUCUGAUGUCGAGUUUGUCUUUGGGUCUCCCAUUGUGUGGCGAAAUACGAAUACAUUAUUGGACAUGAAAUUCAGUUUAGAAAUCAUGCAAAUGUGGACUCAAUUCGCUAAAACCGGAGUGCCAUCGAGUGAUUGGCCAACAUUUAUAGACAAUGCAAAUAAUACCAUAAGAAUCAAGAAUCUGAACCCAAACACCACCACUCCUGUCAUGUAUAACCCUUUUGAUACCACGUGUGAUGGUAUUUGGGAACACUAUUAUGAAUAAAAUUAAGUAUAAUUCAUAUAAAUGCAC